Messenger RNA from Nestor notabilis (Kea), 1053 nucleotides. RefSeq names its product scavenger receptor class F member 2-like. NCBI's taxonomy places the organism in Eukaryota, Metazoa, Chordata, Aves, Psittaciformes, Psittacidae. The annotation marks the transcript as partial. Gene Ontology annotation, molecular function: scavenger receptor activity. The transcript is spliced from 7 exons. The record is from RefSeq and is a predicted model, not a curated record.
UGCACUGUGGCGGACGGGCGCUGCCUGACCUGUGAGGCGGGCUGGAACGGCACCAAGUGCGACCAGCCCUGCUCGCCCGGCUUCUACGGAGAGGGCUGUGAGAAGGUCUGUCCCUCCUGCAAGGAUGGUCACACCUGCAACCACAUCAACGGCAAGUGCUCCCAUUGCAACCCCGGCUGGAUCGGAGACCGGUGUGAAACGAAAUGCUGGAAUGGGACAUAUGGGGAGAACUGCGCCUUCGUCUGCAGCGACUGUGUCAAUGGCCAGAGCCACUUCGAGACAGGCCGGUGCCUCUGCCACCCCGGCUUUCAUGGCACCUACUGUAACCUGACGUGCCCGCCUGGCCGCUAUGGAGCCAACUGUGCUGAAGCCUGCGGGUGCCACGAUGGCGCCUGUGACCCGCUGACGGGCGCCUGCCCCAUGGAGGCCAAUCAGCGGAUGGGGGUGAUUGGGGCAGGAGCCCUCCUGGCACUGCUGCUCAUCCUUCUACUCUCCCUGCUCUGCUGCUGUUGCAUCUGCCGCAAGAAGGAUGAAGCCUGUGGCUCCAGCCAGGACCCGGCAACAGCCAAGAAGUCACCGAGACGCUUGUGCGGGCGGGUCAGACGCCUCGGCAUGGAUCUCCCGCGCAUCCCGCUGCGCCGCCAGAAGCUGCCCAAGGUCGUGGUUGCCCACCAUGAUCUGGAGAACACCCUGAACUGCAGCUUCAUUGAGCCACCAUCCGUGGUGGAGCAGCCUUCCCCAUCCUGGUCAUCCCGCGGCUCCUUCUCCUCCUUUGACACCACGGAUGAGGGGCCGGUGUACUGCGUCCCUCAUGAAGCAAGCGGGGAGGAGGCAGGUGAAUACACCUUCCUGAAGGAGAUGGGCUCGGUCAGAGCCUUCCCGGCUGACAGCAGCGAAACGCCUCUGCUCAAGUCCUCGGACAGUGAGCGCUCAUCCUGUGGCUCGGGUUCAGCUGGUGCUGCACUGUACGCCCGGGUCGCCCGUCUCUCCAAGCAGUCCAAGGAGGAGGAGGAUGGUGCUGCAGAGCCCCGCGGCCCUGGGAAGCCACCAUCC